AUGGUGACGUGGGUUUCUGUACUGUCGAUACCGCUACUACUGCUUGUGUCAGCCCUAGGACCGGAUAUUUCCUGUCAGGCUUCUGAGGUCUUCACGGCCAUCAACGACAUUGGCCAGGCUGUGGCCGCCGGCCGGCUUCUUGCUGACGAGUUGAAGGGCUAUCUGGUGCGAGAGGAGGAUCGUAUUAACCGCCUACGAGGCAUUAUUGAUCGGCUGGAGAAUGCCACUCACAUUUACUCAAGUCUGUCGGAAGGCGAACUAGAGGAGGAGGAGAGGGUAGCCAAUCCGGUGUCGGUGUUUUUGACCAUCAUCCAGAUGGCCUCUGAUUGGACCAAAGAACUGAGCACGCUCUUUGGGGAGUCAGCGGAGUCGAAUGAGGAAGCGUCUGAGAGAUCUACGCAGGAUGGCGCUCCUUCAAGUCAGUACGAUGAGUUUGAUUCGCGGCACUCCAUGUUCCUGCGUCUCAAGUGGUACAGCGAAAUGCUGCCGGGCACGAAGGAUAUUGACGGGGCGACAGAUGCCAUCCUGCGUCUGCAGCAAACCUAUGACAUUCCGGCCAGUGCAGUUGCUGAUGGCCACAUACUCCAGAUGUCCGAGUCUCCUAAACUCAGUGGUAGGUUGAUAUCCGUCUUGCAAGUUGAGGGUCUGCUUACGUGUUAAAAAGGACGAGGUUUCUCGUAGUUAGCCAGCGGCGAGUUCAUUAGACGCAUCGUUACCCUAGAAGCCCAAAGUCUCCCAGUCUGUGGUCACUUAGUUCUCCAAGCUUCUUCAUUUGUCGAUAUCGUCUGCACUUUUUCCUGUCAGAAAGUUCUUUAUAUUGACUUUUGUCUUCCACGUGUCAUUUUUAAAUCAAAAAAAUUUCCGGGCAUCCAAAGCACGUUGCAGACUCUCUCUGAAGAAGAAGAAGAAGAAGAAGAAGAAGAAGAAGUGGAAUAAGGCUUUCUGAUGAGCAGAGAGGUUCCGGCCGCAACAGUUAGGGGUUGAAAAACCUUUAAAUAUAUUACAGGAUUUUUUCUUCCGGUCAAACUCUCCUACAGGAUGAUCACAUGUGUGGGCUGGCUGAUGUUUUGGUAAUUUUGUUCCCGCACCAAGUCGCACCCGGGAAUUUUUCAAUUUUUUGGUAUUCCAGAUAGAAACGGGGGUGAGGUCUUGGGAAGCGGGGCGGUCCUGUAAACAUUUCGUGAGUCUGGCACCAUUUAAGUUAAUUCCAACAGUCGCACAGGACCUUCCACUGAAUUCUGAAGCCUGAGGUCCAGUAAAUGCUCAUUUAAGGAACUGUAACACCUCGUAGAGAGCAUCCGCCGAAGAAGACCUAGAUCUCCCAACGCCGACUAAUGAAGGUGAAAAUGGAGGCGGUUUGUCUGUUUCAUUGUGAAUAGAGUAGGGAUGCUCGAACGUUGACUUUGAUGGUGAUUUUCAAAUGAAGUCCCAGGCAGCACCACAGGGCAAGUAAGACGAAGUCCCGGCAAAAAAAGUGAAAAAAUCCGGACAAACACUGGUCUUGACUUUUACAGUUUUUUUUCUUCCAGACAAAAGAAAGUGUAGACAGUCACGAAUUAAUUGCUCCUUACCAAAAAUGCCUUUUGCCUCAGCGGCGAGGUAUUCCUGCCGCUGCUGGAAAAAAUAACAGCGUACUGUGGUAUGUGAAAUGGUGUCAGCUCAAUAACUCUCUCUCUCUCUCUCAUCGGGCAUGUUGCAUCUGAAAAUAUAUAAAUUCGAGGAAUCAGGCUCCGGCAAAUUCUAAAAUUAUUACAGAUAAAGAUGGGGAGACCGUAAUGGCCAUUUCGUCGCCUCAUUGCCGUUGUCAGCUGCGCAUGCGUCAAAUCAGACCAGGAGGACAGGGGCGUUUGGCUCUAGGUUAACUCAGCUGUCUCUACGCGGUUUUGGGCCUAUCUCAUGAGACGUAGACCAAACUUCUGAAAUACAGUAAGUGGGCUAGCUCGUGAGAUCUCAAAAGAAAUUCCAAAAUGAGUUUUCGUUUCGAAAAGAACAAUUAGGUAAGGUUGUAAAGACAAUUAUUGUGCAGCAUAAUUCUAUAAUAAUUCAGUUACUCCAGGAGACCGACUUUCGAAUGAACUUUUUUCCGGCUGCAUCUAGAAACCAUGCUCCAUAAAAAUGACUACUUACGUAACACGCAUUUUUUCAUCGAUUUUCAAUGCUCUCAAAGAUUCAAUUAUAUUUCAUGGAAAACAUGCACAAAAAUAUUCAUUCAUUUGCUCACUGAGUAUAAAAGUACGCCUUCUUUCAAUUUUAUACUCAAAGGAAGGGGUUUUUGGUUUUAUAAAACUUUUCCAAUUCCCGAAUAAUUUUGAACCCGACCUGCCGUUUCACUUGCAUUCAGUGUUCCCAAACUACAAGCCAUAUAAUUUUUGCAUACGGAAAACCAUACAUUUAUCUACGUUAUUAAGAGGAGACCAUAUGGGGCUUAUAAAAUUUAGCAGUGGAUGUAAGCUAUAUGUUAACUUUACAAGCCACAUUGGUAAAUGCAGAGACAUGACGUUUUAUGAAGGGCCAUUUCAUGGUAUUGAAAAGUGUCAUAAUUAGAACCUUUAAAACCAAAUUAAACCCUUCUUUCGGGAGUAAAAUUGAAAGAAGAGGUAAUUUUCUACUAAACGAGCAAAAGAAUGAAUAUUUUUAUGCGUGUUUUCCAUAAAAAAUAAUGGAAUGUUUAAGGGCGUCGAAAAUCAAUGGAAAAGUGCAUGCUAAUUAAGUAGUUAUUUUUUACGGAGUAUGGUUUUUGGAUGCAGCCAAAAAUAAAUUCAUUCGAGAACCGGCUUCCUGAGGUGACUGAAUUAUUAUAGAAUUAUGCUGCAAAAUUAUUGGAUUUACAACCCAACUUAAUUAACCUUUUCGAAACGGAAAGGCAUUUCGAAAUUUCUAUUGACCUUUCAUGAGUUAGCCCACCUGCUGUGUGUUUCCGAUUGGAAAGGACUGCUUAGGUGGGGUUGUAAUAGUGAAUAUUUUGAGACAUAAUUCAAAGAUAUUUUAGUCCCGUCAGGAUGUUGACUUUUAAACGCCCGUCCUCUUGGCCGCGUGGAAAGCCUCACAGUUAUAGGCCACUGUUCAUGCGAUAUCGAUUUUAUUAUUGAUUUUCGAUUCCCAUGUAUACUUAAAUAUAGUUAAUAAAAACGGGCGCAAAAUAUUACUUUUUCUAUCUACCUGGUAGCAGCUUACAUCAUAUGAGAAUUUCUUAAUUGAAAAAGGAUAUCUUUCAUUUAUAAAAUUUCAUGAUCACGGAAGCUUUUAUGGCCGUGAAAUGUCCAUUUAUGCAGCAUCUUGUAGUCCGCAUUCAUAACAAAAUAUUACAAGACCUGUAUGACAUCUUCCUAAUAACGCCAAGAAAAUAAGGAUCUUCCUCACGCUCAAGACAUAGAGCAUGUACAGUCGAUGUACCACCUCAUGAGAUAUUAACCGAAAAUCUGAAAUAUAUUUUUGCUUCGGGAACGGUUACUUAGGUAGGACAGUAAGACUGAUUUCCGUGCGGAAUGAUUUUACAAUAUUUCAGUCACAUCGAAACGCUGGUUUGUAAACAAAAUUUUCUUCGGCUGACUACAAAAAUUGCACUCUAUAACACUAACCGCCUAAUUGAUGUGAUUUUUUCCGUUGACUUUCGAUGCCCCUAUAAGUUCAAAUAUAUUUAUGGAAGGCAUGCAAAGAAUAUUCCUUAUUGCAUUCAUUUGCUAGAAACAUUUGCCUUCUUUAAAUUUUGCGCUUGAAGAAGGGAUACUUUUGAUUUUAAAAGUGUUUAAUAGUGAGAUUUUUAGAGUAUAAAAUGUCCAUUCAUGAAGCAUCUCAUAUGUUUGUUUAUUUAUGCCCCUUAUGAAGAACUCAUGACCCACACCCAUUACAAAAAAUUGAAGGCGCAGUACGUCGUUUUCGUUAUGGCGUAUAGAAAUGUAUAAUUUGACUUACAGGGUAAAUGUUCAGGGUGUAGUUUCGGUACUCUGAAUGUAACUAUAAGGGCAGGUCCGGUUAGACGCAUCAGGAGUUUUAAACGCUUGUUAAGCCCCAAAUAUACCUGAUCUUUGUGCAUAAAUUUUUAAGAUGUGCUUUUAUAGGAAAUGAGUGUAUGGAAGCAUGGUUUAGCGCAUGCUUUCGACAAAAUAUAUUUGAGUUUAUGGACACAAUAAAAAUCCUGGAAAAAUUCAUAUCAUUUUAGCAGUAAUUUUUGCAGAAUGUAGUUUUGCCGAUGACUGGAAUCGCGUUCCAGAGACGGCAUCCCAGAGUAAAUGAAAUAUCUUGGGAUUAUGCAGCAGGAAAGUGCUUAUUACAAUCCUACUUAAGUAACCCUGUCGACGGUGGAGGGGCGCUCACCGAGCGUUCUUACGGAACUGACUCGUUCCGUUGUGCCUUACGCGCUCUCUCUCUCGAACCCAACCAGCAGUGUAUAUCAUGCGCCGCUGUGUGGCUGCUGGUUGGGCUCGAGAGAGAGCCCGCAAGGCGCAACGGAACGAGUCAGUUCCGUAAGAACGAUCGAUGAGCGUGCCUCCACUAUUGUAUAUUCCCCAUCGAAACCGACAGGGUGACGGGCUCGUGGCCCGGCGGUUAGAGGCGUGGAAUUCUACCUAACAGGUCGCGAGUUCGAGCCCCAUGUGCUCCACACUUCGGGGUUGGGCAUGACUGGCUGACGACGGCUAAUAAGCCAGAAAUGGCCAUUCCAGUCUCCCUUGUCUUUGUCGGCAAUAACAUUAACCUUUUCGAGUCAGAAAUAUAUUUCGGGAUUUCGGUUACCGUUUCAUGAGAUAGAAUACCGACGGCGGUUCGGAAACCCUAAGCGUAAGGACAACUACCUGUCGGGUUCAAAGUUAUUCAGAAAUCGAAGAAGCUUGUCAAAACAUAGGAUGACUUUUUCUCGACUAUGAAGUAUUAUGAAGAUGCUAUCUGCUGUCGGAAGGACAAAAGAGCCCCUAUUUGCGUUGUUUUUAUAAAAUAUAUUUGAAUUAAUAGGCGCACCGAAAUCCAAUGGGGAAAAAUCAUACUACAUAGGUUACCAUGGAUUACUGAGUUUGGUUUUUUACAGUUAAACGCAAAGGAGCCGACAUUCUGGCAUGACUAAAAUAACUUUGCAUUAUGCUGCAGGAUAAUCGUUAUUCCGUCUCCACCUAAGUAUUCCUUUUUAGCACAAACAUAUUCCAAAAUUUCGAUUAACAUUUCAUGAGAGAGAGAGAGGCCAAAUAUGACAUUUUCCAUGGAACUUUGCGUUACUUCUCCCCACAUGUCUACCCCACAGCCGAUGAUCAUAUUCCAUACCCUUCGCAUCGGUUUGUUAUUGGGACUUUGUUGAACGUAGUGUACUCAAAUUUCGCUAGGCCCUUAAGUAGGUCGUCGGAUUCUUCCGUCACUGCAGACCUCCAGGCUGCUGUCCGCGUCGCCACAAGACAGUGGGAUGGAACACGUACUGGUGAGACGAGACUUUGGAAUUUUAAGCAUCAACUGACCGGCAAGCUACUUUCCAAACUGUAAAAAAGUCAGAGGCAAGACUGCGAGGGGAUUUGGGCAAGGAGAGAGAGAGUUUUAAUCAGGGUUUAACACUUGCGUUCGUGAAGACAAAAAGGAGCACCUUGUCGCACUACUCAGCAAGGCCACUGCAACUGACCCUCGUCUGAUUGGCAGCAGCUCGGUAUAAGUGGGGCCGGAGAGGACAGGCGACGGGCUCUAGUCCUGAAGCUUCCCAGCAUGUGGGAAGAAUAGCACAAGGUGCAACCCAAUCGGACAAGCAAUGAUUGUAGCGAACUUCCCCACAGUUGACUCCGGCACGGUAAGCACAUGGCCGAUCAGGAUCCCCGCAACACUUGAUUCACAUUGGUAAGAGCCGAUGCAAGUGACGAGAGCGAACUUCCUGUCGACCAAAGCAGAGCUUCUGUGCGGAAUGCAAGGGCGAUGCAAGGAAUAUAUAAUGUUACUACUUGCGGGUAGAUGGAGGUCAACGGUAAUGAUUGUCUUGGAUGGUUGUCAUGGGGAAGGCAAGGCUUCCCUCUGGGGUCUGUUAGAGUAGUGUUCUCACCUGAGACGAGCCAGUCUAACGCGCAUCUCAGUGAACUUCGAUACCUGAGCCGUCUCCAAGGAAACCGACUGACACACUUCUGAGGUCCGCUUAAAAUUCAUAAACUCGGGGGUAUGCGUUGACCCGCUUCUGCUUAGAGCAAUCCUGACUACAACAGGGCCAAAUCGAUGGAAGGAAGAUUAAUUUUUGAACAAUUGUUUUCCUAUUUGUUCAACGAGGAUCAUAUCAAGAAGCAAACAGGAAGCUACCACAGCGCAUGCCAUGCAUUCAGAAGCGUUUCUGAAUAAAUGGAACAUUUUGCGGCAACGCUGGAUAUCUGUACAGGUAGCUCAACCAAGACGUAGUAGAAAACUCUCGUCUGCUUAUAGGUCUGACGUAUAAUUUUGUACUGAUAACUGCUCUGACCAAAUUGGCUAAAGGCUGGAUUUCUAUCGCUUUGAGCACAAAAGGGGAUUAACCAGAAAUAUUAGGCGCUAGACAAGUUGACAAAUCCUGAUUGCCGGCUGUCGUCUUCGAGAAGCCAAAUAAGAAACAGUGAUUCUGGUGUGUGCUUGUACGGUUUCCUGUUUAAAACCAUGGACUUGAAUGUAUGAUGAUCAUUUUAGAUGUCUCGGAAACCACUUUUAUGCACAAAUGGUACACAUUAGUACGGUCAUUCCAGAUGAACAGUUUUAAUUUUCCAGUGUCUCUGCCUACUGAGGAUGUAAGGCCACUCAGUCGAGAGUUAAAUUUUCUACACCGCCCUCUUUGCUACAAUUUUGGAUAGAGUUGAAGGCUUAUUGCCCUUUAAUAACGACUCUUUUGUUAGUUAGGCGAAAUCGCUCUACAAAAUCUGACUUACAGGGCAUUUUGUCUUGCAUUCUCCAGACUACCAAUGUUUCCUCCUCGGGAAGUACGCUUACGAUCAUGGACAGUAUGCUAGGGCGGAGGAGUGGUUCCGUUUAGUGUUGAAACGCAUCGAGACGGGUAACAGCAUCCGAGGUAGUCCACAGACUGAGGAGGUCUUCCCCCUGCCCCUGGAAGGCAUACUAGACUACCUGCAGUACUCAGUUGGAAGGGUAAGUUAACGUUAUCUCAUCAGAAAGCACAACAGUUUCUUCGAUCCCCUUCAUUCUGCCCACUUGCUUAUUCUAGGCAAUUUUCCUAGCCUAUUUUUCAAUAGCGAAAGCAGGACACUCGUUGUUCGGAUUCAUUUAUAUAUAUGGGCAGAAUGAUAUAACCGACAAAGACAAGGGAGGCUUACAUGGUCAUUUCUGGCUUAUCAACCGUCGUCAGUCAGUCAUACCCAGCCCCGAAGUGUGGAACACCCGAGGCUCGAACUCGCGACCUGUUUGUUAGAAGUCCACGCCUCUAAGCACUGAACCACACUUCGGGGUUGGGUAUGACUGGCUGACGACGGCUAAUAAACCAGAAAUGGCCAUCCCAGUCGCCCUUGUCUUUGUCGGUUAUAUCAUUCUGCCUACAUCAUGCACCGCUGUGCGGCUGCUGGUUGAGCUCGAGAGAGAGUCCAUAAGACACAACGGAACGAGUGACUUCCGUAAUAACGAUCGGUGAGUGUCCCCUACCAUUAUAUAUAGAUAUAUAUUGCGACUCGCUCCCCUGCUCUUUGUCCUGGAGCCAGUGCACUCGUAUGAAGCAUGCAUUAAUCGGCAGAUGCCACAUAUGCCACUUCCCUUUUAUCCACUUUCUUGGAUGCCGGUAUAUCAGUAUGGAUAUAUGCAGACGCGAAAGGGUGAUUAAUAAAGAGUAUCCACGAAUUUUUACUUAUUUACAAAUGCAAAUGAAGAUGUCAGCCUUUAGUAUGGCACAUAACGUUUUUACCCAGCCCGAAAUUUGUAUAUUUCGGGUUUUCAUUUAGGCUGAUUUGCGAGUUUCAUUAACCAGUCAGUUCUAGAAAGGGGUAUAGAGAUAUUUCAUUCAAUCCUUAAAAGUGGUGGUUUUCGGGGUCUAGAAGCUUACGGGAAUAUCUGUAAUCUCCCUUCGUAACCAGAAAAGAGAUAGGUCGAAACGCCUAAAGUGAAAACCGAUUCUUUUCACCUGAAAAUCUAUUCGUCAACCCAAAGUCUUGAGUAAUCCGGAAUAAUCAGUCAGGCAUGAUGUUAUUGGAACUUUAGUACAGCGCUCCUUUUGAGUGUAGCUUCACCAUUUACAUGACUUCCGCAUUCCUGCAACUAAUUAGGCCGUUCAGGUGUUCAGGCGGGGGUAUGGGUUACCAAGAAGGGCCUUAAGCUCAGUGAUGAGACCUGUGAAUUCAAUAGAAUUCAAUCAAUAAAACUCCAAAUAAUCUUUAUGCAACAAUUCCAUGUGUGUUAUUUGUUUUCCCGACCUAUUCUGAUGAACUUCCUUGAAAAAAGCUGACUAGUUGAAUAUUUGAAAAUAAGCUUCUGUCUUUUACUUUCAGCGAGGUCACUAUCGUGAAGCCAUGGAAAUCACCCAGCGACUACUCAAAGAAAGUAGGUUUUGGUUUCUGCCACAUCUCACCCCUCAUUCCAGAUCCGAACAAUGAGAAUGCUCUGAAAAGCUUGCGAUUUUAUGAAUCCGAACUCGUUCGUCUGCAUGGAGGAGAACCCUUGCCUAGCGCGGAGGAACGUAAGCACAUUUGCAGAGUUUUCGCAUGGCCUCUCAUUUGAUUCUUUAUCAUCGAAAACAUAAUGCUGCGCAUAUAGAACGAGAUGCCGUUUUCAUUGUUGCACGGUUGGGUGCUAUGGGGGGAUUCGUUUUGAUGCAUUCAAAAGAGACGUCCCAAAGCGAGUAGUGUGAUUUUUUGAUUUACAGGACUAUUCAUAUUCUGUAUUCUUGUUCAAUGCGUCGGAUGCAAGUAGAAAUUCGAGAAUCCAUUUCCGAAACGCCUAUAUAGACCUUUAAUCAAAGACUACUAAAUGAGUGGGACAGCCAUAACUGUGGUCUCGCUGCAGCCACCCCGUUUGUGUUCGUAGCCUGCAACUCAAAAUAUUUGAGCUAGGGAGACACCGGCUAAACCCUCACGCCUAACCCUAUCCACGAGGAUCACCUUCCUUGAGGUACUAUUCCCUCUGACUAUAGGGUUUUACUAACAGUUUCUUGGCACUUCGACUUAUAAUGCGCACCAUUUAAAGAUUUGUAGCUGCUCUUUUUCCUGCGAGGAUAGGGUAGGGCUCCUUAAAAAUUUACACUCGAACCAUAUGUUACCCAACUAUAGGUUGGCCAAUCAGCUCCAAACCUUUUGCCACCAAAUAUACAGCCGGUAUCGUAUAACUUCCAAGCGGUAAGAUCCUAUUUCCUAGCCGCACCUGUUAUGGGUUAGGGUUAGCGGUUUAGAGGUUAGGGUUAGGGGGUUAGUGUUAAACCCCCUAUUACCACCAGUCCCGUAUGAUAGACGGCUGAGGCUUGUUUACUGUAGAUGCGGCUACGAAAUAAGAUUCGACCUUCCAAACUCUCCGGCUUGCAAUUAUUAUACGCUCUUGAAAUUAACUGGUUUUGAGGUGUCAAACGCAGGGAAGCGGGUUCGGCUCCCAUUGAAGAAUGCUCACAGGCCUCGUAUGCGCUUGCUUUAGCUAAGACGCCAUCAUAUGAGGCAUAUAUUCGUCCACAUCUUCGGAAAUUUGACUUUAAGUCGCGGCAAUCAGCAUUUUCUACUUAGAUAUUUCUUAGAACGUUUGUCUGCGUGUACUCUGGAACGACCCAAACUUUUCUUGAUUUCAGCUAGCAAGCAUCUCAGGGCCUUAAGUUUCAUGUCCGUUCAGAUUCAUUAAAGCGUAGAUUUUAUGGCAGUCCUUAGCGGUGGGCAAGAUCAUUUACCUGCAGAGUGCUCCAAGACUGCAUGAUGAAUAUUACUACUUCUUUUCGCGAAAGUAGGCAGCAACGAAACUGAUUGCAUAAGGCAUCAGUGACGAAUAGAGAGGUCAGGCAGUGUAUAAUAAAGCAUCCUGUCCGCAAGAUGUGAAAUCUGGCCGAAAUUUUCCCACUGAUGGAUCAGGAAGAUAUAGUUUUUUUAGUUAGAAGGAAAUGGUGAUAGUUGUGAACUAGUUUCCUUUCGUUUCUGUUUUUGCAAAGCAACUCUUCACACAGAGCUUUCUUAGCCCACAAAGUUCGGAUAGCUGCCGCAUACCCUGAGUUGGUACUUCAGACUGAUCUGUACAUGUUUUUUUCGUAUAGGCAGCCUUUCCAGAAAUAAGAUUUAGUCGGAUAAUUAGGUUCAGACUUGAGGAUGUCAGGUUGUGCGCAUGUGAGAACCUACUCAAGUACCCCUAAGUAACGCAUAUCAUCAGAAUGUAAAAAAAUUGAAAUCACCACUCGCCCAGUCCCAUUUCAGGCUUAAAUAGGGUAUCCUAUGGGAUGUAACAUCUGAGUAUUUUGCAGUUAGUUUUCUUGUUCAUUCAUCUUUAACGACAACUACUACUGACUUUCUGGGAACAUUUGGUGAUUAACAGGAAAAGAAACUGAGCCUCACUAAGGGUUGCCUAACAGUAGUACAAAACAGAAACUUCCUGGUCUCAGACGGAGAGGCCGCCGAAUUGUCUCCUAGAAUGUACUUAUUAGAACAAAAACGUCAGCGAUUCAGAAGGAUGCUGGGCGUUGGUUCGACUUUGCUCGAAAGUUUGCCAGAUGGCGUGUAGUUGUAAAGGUUUCCUCCUAACGCGGCCUCACAACACCCUUAAUCGAUAUGAUACCCAAAUUAGUGGAAUCCGAUCUGCCUUUAUUGGGGUACAGCCACAUAUCCGUGACGGCCAUAGACGGGAGAGAGUACCCACCCAGCCGUUGUGUUUACGCCUAUCCGAAGUCGCCCAGAUCUUGGCUUUCCGCGUGAGCAUGAUAAGUGUGUCAAGUAUCCCUCAGCGUACCCUGAAUAAAGACCAGGUCACACCAGACUUCACCGUCUUCCCUUGUGUCAAAUAUGCAAACUGGUUGGCCAAAACAUUCGUGUUCGCCCUGCGCCACCCACUGAUUCUUCUGACCAGUUCCAUGGUCAUGGGGCAAGGUAGAGGACCACUCAGGCGCAUGGAACUAUCCAUUUGUUUCGUGCCAUCUAGGUUUCCUGUCGAAACACUUCGGCAUUUAACCAUGUAAAGGGCUCACACGGCAAUCUUCUGGUACCGUCUUAUGAACGCGCGAAACGCAGGUAAGCCUUAGUACACAAUUUUAGUGUCGAUCUGACGAUGCGCUGUAGAAAAUUUAGGUAAGAUCGCAGUUGGUAGCCAGGUAUUUUAUGCUGAUACUGUCGACACACGUACUUGUUAUCAGUAGGUAGGCAUACCUUGUCUAGGGAAGUUGGUAUCUGUAGGUUUGCUCUGACUGAGUCAGGUAGGUCGCCCGUGUCGGUUAGGCUGUUAGGUUUAGUGAGAGUUAGGGUUAGGCUUAAGUUAAGUUUUAGGAUAAGGGUUCGCGUUUUGGGUCAGGUUUCAUUGUUAGGGUUAGGGUUUAUGUUCCCGUUAUGGUUCCUGUUAGGGUUACGGUUAAAGUUAAGGCUAGGGUCAAGCUUAAGGUUAGGUUUAGGUAUUAGGUUAACGUUAGGGUUGAGGUUAGGGUUAUGCUCAAGGUUAGGGUUAGCUAUAAGGUUAACGUUAGGGUUAAGGUUAGGAUUAGGGUUAAGGUUAGGUUUAAGGUCAAGGUUAAGGUUAGAAUCAAGGUUAGGGUUAGGAUUAUGGCUAGGUUUUGGAUUAGCUUUGGGUUUUAGGAUUUUGGUUACGUUUCGGAUUUGAGGCUUAGGGUUAGGCUUUACGGUUGCUGGUCAGAGUUGUAUUUUAGGGUUAAGCGUAGGGUUUCAUUUUCUGCCAUUAUUGCACCUACUUAAAACUUCCCAGCACUUUCCCUGGUAACUUUACUUUUACUCAGAAACUCCAGCAUUCCUUUACCAGCCCUUUCAUUUACCCCAACUACAUGAUCCCCUUUCCCACUAUUCCCGUUCGACAGGGGCCUUGCUGUCCGCCUCCCCAUUCCUGGCUACCAACGGCGACCUAACCAAAAUUAGUUUCGGUUAAAGCGGACAUAAGAUGUUUUUAAGAGUGAAGAAACAAAAUGUGACAUAAUUAAGUAAGCCCUUACCCUCUGCACCGCAUUAGCUCAGUAAAAAUCGAAACUCUAUUCAACAACCUGUCAGCAAAACGAGAAUUAUUACCGUUGUCACCCCGUCACACAUCCACUCGAAACCAGACAGAUCGGAAUCUCAAGGUCGGACUCUUUAGACAGUGAGCAGUAAGGUAAACAGUUUACCAGAUGGACCCCGAACUCUCGUUCCGCUGACUGGACUCAGAAAUAUACAAAAUCAGGCAGACAUUCUGUUCACUGAUUUAGCCUGUAGCGUCGGCAGGCCGAAGACGAGGGAUUCAGGUUUGUCUUGGUGUACCUGUCCAUUCCAGGGAAGUUUGUUCCCUCCGCUGACUGGGUCAGCAGUUAUUGGCCAAAACCGCUGCGACCGGUGUCUUCCCUCGUAAGAACAAACUUGGCCGGGGUUUUGGCUGCGAUCGGCAGCACUAAUAGUCACGUAGAAGUGGCGGUCAGCUAUCUACUGCGGACGGAAGACGGAACAUUGGUGUUCCUUUUUGCCCUGGAGUCCUCGUAGACGGUUGCAUAGGGACAACCCCGAUUGAUACCCCAGGGGUCCAUCCGAAGAAGGCAAGUGAGUUGGGGUAUCGGUGGCUGCCAACUGCAUAUAAUCUAACAGUGGUUAUUUAACCCUCUACCUUGCCUCUGUCAGUAAGUAGUUUCCAUUCAUGGAUCCUGUAGUCCACAUGACGACUGCCCACUUACGAAAUAAACUUAAUGAGAUCUUCUGUUUCACUGACGGAAAAUGUGGCUGCCCCUAGGAACGACUCAAGAGGACUCCGAGGUGGCUGUCUACGAGCGGCUUUGUCGCACUGUGAACACUUCCGCUGUUCGAGAUCCGCGGCUGAUCUGCCAUCUCACCGUUCCUCACCCUUUCUUCCUGGUGGCUCCACUGAAGGAGGAGAUUAUGCAAGUUGAGCCGCCGAUCGUCCUCUGGCACGAUUUUGUCACCGAAAAGGAGAUUGAACACAUCCAGGAGAUUGCUCGACCCCGCGUGAGUCAACUUUGUUGACAGAUUUUCAAUCAGCUAAAAAGUUGCCUUUAACCACCACGGCUGUAAACUGAAGUGCACAGUCUGGCAUUCAGACGAUGACAAACUUCAAAGGCUGGAUGCAAUUGUUCGAUACGUUUUUUAAAAAAAAGCGUUAAAGGGGGAAGCAAGUUUUUAAAUCACGGAAAGGGCGUUUAGCGAUUAGAUUACGGGACACGCUCGUUUCGUUACAACUUGAGGCUAAAAAUAGAGCCCUUGCAGGCAGUCGCAUAACGACCACUAAUUGUGCAGGCAACGAUAGGGUGAAGGAUCCCCUUGGGCCCUCGGUGGACUGGGAAUCGUGUCAUACGGGAAUGGUGGUAAUGAGGUUUUUACGGGCGGGGCAACGCGCAAAACAGUAAGCUGACAAGAAGACGCAGGAUUUCUGCUGAAAGUCUUAGCAUACGCUCUUCUAUGGCAACGGAAGCGAGCGCGUUAAGAGAAAUAUAGACAAAUACCAAAUUUCAAAGAAUAAUAGAAUUUGAGUAAUGGUUGGAGGUCAUGGGAAGUAAUUGUUGUUGGAAAUGUACCAUCUGCAACGGUCUUCAAAUGGGUAAAGUACCAUAUGACACGAUCCACAGUCCACCGACAGUCCAGCGGGACCCUCCAUCCUACCGUUGCCAUUAACCAGGAAGGGUUAUGGACGUCCUUAAAGAAUGAGAUAGUCUUAUUGCCUGAAUUUUCGACAUUUUUACCCCUAGCUCGUCGUCAGACGAGUGGACAGUAUACAAAAAACAGUUAAGUUUAAACCAAGUCUAACAAAGGAUUCUGUGGUUGGUUAACAUUUAUGGUAACAGGUGUGAAAUACAUUGCAAAUUUCGGCAGAAUCUUGUUGCAUCAGUGUGGCAAAGACAACUGCUCUUACAUCCGACGUUUGUAGAUUACACUAUUAUCCCAUCGUCGGACGAAAGGCAAAACACUGUGCUCUAAUUUCGUAUGUAUGCAAUGAAAAACGGCAUCCCAAAAAUUUAAUUUGAAAUAUAUAUAUGCCGAUAACAUAUGAAUAUAUAUUUAUAUCUAAUAGAAGCGAGUAUGCGCGUCCCUGGAGAUAAACGAAGGGAAAAGGCGAUUCCCCUCCCGUUCUCUCUGCCGCCCUGACUUCCUAUGCAAAAAAUCCGUCCUAACAUGACUGUCACCCACCUAUACAUACUGUGAGGCGCGAUACCACACGCAACUUCGGCGAUGGAAGUCUGUUUGCUUUUGAAACGUCAGGGCAGUAAAACUAUGGCUCCGAGGUCGCCUAUCCUUCUCAUAUAGAUAUAAACAAUAAAUCAUAACAAACAGCGGCUUAACUGGAGGUUUUGAAAGUAAACCCCAAGACCCUAUAAACAAUGUUUCGUUUUGCAUUGGAUUUCUGACUUAAAGUGCCAGCAGACGGCGAUAUAUUUAUCAGUAAUUAGUAAUUAAAAUGUGUUGUCUACAAAAACAAGGAAUUCUCGGAGGGUCAUUUCAGGAUUAGCUGACGUUGUCGUCCAGCCGUAUCCAACUGGUCCCUUGUACUGUCGGUUGAGAUUGUAGGAAAGGCGCUCACCGAUCGGGCUACAGGGCAUUCGCAUCCUGUCGCGUCUUGGGACAGUCGUGCACCGACUAGUAAUACACAGUCAGGCGACCGCCAGUGAGGGACAAGAAUGUCGGUAGGUGCUCACCGCUCCGGUGUGUUUCUGCCUUCAGAUGAGCCUGCUCUCAUCUUUUCUGGAAGCCGAUAUGGUCCGCAUUGGAAGCAACUUGAAUCCCGUGCAGCCCCUCCGUAGGACUCUCCUACAGAUCCAUUAAAUGAGGAUUGAGGUUAUGUGAAAAUCAUGACAGAAAUACGGUCGAUAAGUUGAAAGACACUUAAGCGUUGACAAUAAAACAUAAACAUCUAGCCACUGCCUCUUUAGUUGCUUGAAGUUCCUUUCGGCAGCAAGGGCACUUCGGUGGAAUCUUUACGGGAGGGUGUUUACGGGAAAGUUAUGUAAUUCUCGAUAAUUUCACAGCCAGAAAUAUCUCUUCCCGUCUCUCGAUAGCCCCCCCCCCUUAGCUGUUUAUACUACUAGUCGCUGCACGACUGCCUGCCAGGGUUCCUAAUUGAGCCCCAAGUCCCAAUGGGAAUGUUAGAACCCCACAGAAGUAACCCUUCUUAAUCGAAAACACAUUUCAGAAUAACAGCCAACAUUUGAUGAGAUCGGUCACUCACCGUAUAUAUACACAUAUAUUAUUUGCAUAUAUACAGUGCGUGACCUAUCUCAUGAAAUGUUGGCUGAAAUUCUGUAAUGCGUUUUCGAUUAGGAAGGAUGACUUGGUCGCGGAUGUGAUACUGAUUAUCAUAAGGCAUACUCUUAUAACAUUUCGGACUCGGCAUGAUGUCGGCUUUAAAAUGCACUUCUUUUCAAUCCCCUGUAGAAAGCGUGCUCGGUAAAAAAUGACUACAUAAGUAGCAUGCAUUUUUCCCAUUGAUUUUCGAUGGUCUUGGAAAUGCAAAUAUAUUUUAUAGAAACCACAAACAAAAAUAUGCUUUCUUUUAGUCAAUCAAUAUAGAAUCACGCCUUCUUUAUAUUUUAUACUUAAGGAAGGAGUAUAAUUAGGUUAUAAAAAAGUUUUCUAAUUGCCGAAAAAUUUGGAGCCUGAUCAUUCGUUGUAUUAGCGCUUAGUGAUUACACUCUACAAGGUGCAGGCGUUCCGCGUAAAGAAAAUACCAUAUUUUUCUAUGUCACUAAAGAGAUAUUAUACGGGGUCCAUAAAAUUUUGCAAUGGAUGCGGACCAUGUUGUACAUUUCAUGAGGAGCAGUGGUAAACGGCCAGGUACGAUGCUAUGUGAAUGGACAUAUCGCGGUCUUAAAAAGUCUCAUAAUUAGAAACUUUUUUAAAACCUAAUUAUACCCCUUCUGUAAGUAUAAAAUAUAAAGAAGGCGUGAUUUUCUAUUGAUUGAUUAGAAGAAAGCAUAUUUUUGUUUGUGGUUUCUAUAAAAUAUAUUUGCAUUUCCAAGACCAUCGAAAAUCAAUGGGAAAAAUGCAUGCUACUUAUGUAGUCAUUUUUUACCGAGCACGCUUUCUACAGUAGAUUGAAAAGAAGUGCAUUUUAAAGCCGACAUCAUGCCAAGUCCGAAAUGUUAUAAGAGUAUGCCUUAAGAUAAUCCGUGUCACAACCGCGACCAAGUAAUCCUUCCUAAUCGAAAACGCAUUUCAGAAUUUUAGCCAACAUUUCAUGAGAUAGGUCACGCACUGUACACAUUUAAAAUCAAAUUUUUGGGAUGCUUCUUUCAAUGCAUACGUACAAUGCUUUUCUUUGCGUCCGACGAUAGGAUAAUAGUGCAAUCUACAGCCAGAAAUGGCUAUUCCCGUCUCUCGAUAGCCCCUUAGCUGUAUAUACUGCUAGUCGCUGUACGAAUGUCUGUCAGGGUUCCUAAUUGAGCCCCAAGUCACAAGGGGACGAGUAUGUCCCGUGACUUGGUCGGUGGGCGUCCUCCCACCAUAGAAAACAGUGUCUGAAACGUGGAAAGCUAGUGGCGCAAGACUUUUCCGGUCUCAAGUCCUUCUGACUAACAAAUAAUUAAGAAAAUUAUCCGCGCCAAGGUUCGUAAAAUGGCUGAAGACUUGGAAGUCCAACUGGCAUCACAAAUUUACCUGGUCCUGGGAAAGUGCGCUAAUUGGAGUCGGCUUGUGGGAUUUCCCAUGCGAACUGUGAGCGCGAAACACUGUUUCAAUCCCGUCGAAAUGCCAGCGACUAGGAAGACUAUCAGAGGAAACAAAAAUUUAGAUCGGCUUGCGUCACCAGUAUCCCUCACCCCAGCAGAACAUAAAAGAAGAAUGACGAUGCGUGUUCGGAGUUUAUUGCCAUAGCGACCUCGCUUUCGACUGUGUACAGGAACUCUACUUUAAUGACCCCGAGGGAGAAACCUGGAGGUCUUCAAGAAAAAGUGGCAGGCAACGGUCAGUUGAAGCUUUCAUUGCCUUGGGGAGAGUGGGCUUGACUCAUAAUGGCCUCGACACAUCAUCUUAAAGGCGCACCCCGUUUCACCGCGCUAGAUUUCGCCUCUAAAUACGUCUGAGGAGGAAUGUGCAAUAAGUGUUGGCGAACCACUCAAUAGAUUUGUCUAGUGCAAAAAAUUUUAAUUGAAAAUCGAUACCAUUUUCUUGAAAGAAAUUACUUUACACUUCUUCAACUGAAGGUGUAUAAGUAGAUGUCUUCGGUAGGGAAUUUGCGAGCGGAGACUUUGUUUGAUGAGAGAGUCCUGCAAAAAGGGAGGCCUUUCGCCUGACGAAUUCAACCUGGUGAAGUUGUUACCUAAACCGUGGUUCUACAGGCGAAGGAAUUCGGCGUGAGUUGUGUUUGUUAGUUGACGCCUCGUAUAAGAGCAUUCUUUAAAUUUUAAUGAGGAGUCUUAAGAGCAAAAAUUGUUGGAGGGUGUGCUCGUCCUAGGACCGGUGGUUAAAGAGUUCUUUGCUCCCCAAAAAUGUAAUUUUACCUCCGUCUGUGAUGUCAAUAUCUGCAUCGGAUAUCUCAAUCUGAAUCAUGCAAAUGAUACCGAGGUGUGAAUCUAGAAAAGAGUGCAUUUGCCCUCUUCUCCGCAUCGCUAUCUUCUGACUGUCUUGUACACCCUGAACGCAUGUUGCGUACGGGGGGCUGAUUGUUCGUCAAUGAGAGACCGCCUUUAACGUUUAUUUAACACCGGUAAUGCCCGGCAAUGACUGUCGGUCCUAACGCAUUCGAUGAUCGUUCAACUAGUCUGAAAACAUGUUGCCGACAACGCCUGAGGCAGUAAAACUGCGGCGCAGUGAUGGCUGACCUACGUUGAGCAACCCUUCGGCAUUUUCGGUGUCGCCCUCUUGAGUGAAAUGAAAUUUACUCUGUUCAAUUCUUUAUCAGUAUUGUAGGUUUUCGACCUCGUCAAGGCAACUUAGAGGACAUGAGGUUGAUGGCCUUUAGGAUAACGGACCGCAAUGAGCAGUAGUCUUGCGUGUUCCCUCACGGUUCGCAAUCAGUGACCCGUCUCACAAAAUGUCAACCGAAAUCCUAAAAAUGCAUUUUAGACUAAAAAAAUGUUACUUAAAUGGGGUUGCAAGGCUGAUCAUCGUGCGGCAUAAUGCCAAGACACUUUUGUCGCGCCAAGAUGUCGAUUUUUGAAUGCGCUUUUUCUCAGCAGCCUGCGAAAACCGUACUUGGCAAAAAACGACUCUUGAAGUUUUGCAUAUAUUUUGACUUUGUUGUAUAUUUCAUAAGAAUCAUUACUAAGCCCACAAGGCGACGAAUGAAUAUGCGGCCUCUAGUUUCUAUUACUUUAGCACGCCGACUCGUUUCGUUUACGUAAACGUAUCAUAUUAUGGUUACCGUUGUGGCCAAUUCUAGGAAAAUGAUUGUAUUUAACCUUGAGGCUGGGUUCAGAUUAAAGAUUGAGGUUAAGGGGAGGGUGAACGUUGGGGGUUAGAGUUAAAGUUGGGGUUAAUUUUGCCUGCCGCAUACCAUCUUAACCCAUCCGACCUUCUUUAACCCGAUAACAUUGUAUUGCCUGUUUUUCUGCCCGUUUAUGCCACUUUAAUUCGCAUUCCUUAAAUUGUGCGAUCUCUUCCGACACCUGGCUGAGGUAGUAAAAUAAACACGCAGCCAAAAUGCGAGUUUUCUUAUAGCCUUCAGCAGAUUCCAUCAAUUACUACUCCCAUCUUGCCGUCUAAUAAAAGUAGUAUAAGCAUCCUUUAAAUAUCGCUGGAGUCCCUGUGGUCCGUUUUCUCAGUUGGACUGCAUAGCCCAUCCUCUUCACGCACAGAUACGAUACCACCUGAAUGGAUAUUUCAAGGUCAUAAAAAGUCCCAUAAAGACGAGCUUCUCGAGCCGAAAUAUGUCCUUCCCUCGAGUAUGAACUUUGAAUAAAACCUGUAAUACGAAAAGCAUAUUUCAUGCAUGUUUUCCAUAGGAUAAAAUUGAAUUUUUGAAAGUAUCAAAAGUCGAUAGAAAAAAUUCAUAGUACCCAUGUGGCCACUUUUUACCAAGUGCGAUUUUUUGCUGGCUGCCGAGAAGAAUUCCAUUGAGAAGCCGGCAUUGUGGCGUGACUGAAAUAUACUUCGAUUAGCCUAGACGAUGAUUAUUAUUACAACAUCACUUGAAUAAUCCUUCCUAAGCUAAAAUUCAUUUCAAAAUUUCGGCUGACAUUUAAUGAGAUUAGCCACUGACUGAACUUUUCCAUAUUCAACUAGUUCCCUACCAGUGUGUUUGAAAAGGGACACAAUGUGCUGCAUUUACUGGCGCUUUCGCAAACCAUCAAGCGCCGGCGGCCUUGAGGCGACAAAAACGUGACGGGCACUAGGGUCCUUCACGGCCACUUCACUCCAGUUCCCAUUCUUUGCAGACAAAAGAACGGCGAAUAUACAGUAGGUGGUCUAACUCAUGAAAUGUCAACCGAAAUUCCGCAAUGCGUUUUGGUUUCGAGAAGAUUAACUAAGUAGGGUUGUAAAAUUAGUCAGCCUGCAACAUAACUCUAUUAUAUUUCAAUUACCGCAGGAUGCCGGCUUUCGAAUGAACUUCCCUCCGGCCGCAUUAAGAAACGACACUCUGUAAAAAACGCCUACUUAAAUAGCAUGAAUUUUUAUAAUUAAUUUUCAAUGCCCCUAAAAGUCCAAUUAUAGUUCAUGGAAAACAUGCAUAAAAUAUUCAUUCUUUUGCCAAUUCGGUAGAAAAUUACGUUUUCUUCUAAUUCUGUAUUCGAAUGAUGGAUGCAAUUCGGUUUUAAAAAAGUUUCUAACUGUGGGACUUUUAAAUACCGUGAAAUGGCCGUUCAUAAAUCCUCGUGUCCCUGCAUCUGCCAAUGCGCCUUGUAAAAUUAACAAUGUGGCUCAUAUCCACCGCUAGCUUUUAUGAACCCCAUAUGGUGUCCUCUUAAUACCGUAGAGAAAUGUAUGGUUUUCCGUACGCAGAAAAUAUAUGGUUCGUAGUUUUUUAACCCUGAAUUUAAGUGUAACGGCAGGGCGGGGUUCAAAACUAUUCGGGAAUUUGAACAGUCUUAAAAAAAACGAAUGAUAUCCUUCCUUCGAGUAUAAAAUUGGAAGAAGAAGUGAUUUUCUACCGAAAAAGCAAAGGGAUGAAUAUUUUCAUACAUGUUUUCAGUGAAAUAUAAUUGGACUUUUAGGGGCAUUGAAAAUCAAUGAAAAAAAUGCAUGCUACGUAUGCAGUCGUUUUUCACAGAGUGCAGCUUUUGCAUGCAGCGGGAGGGAAGUUCGUUCGAAAGCCGGCCUCCUGACGUAACUGAAGUAUUUGAUGAGACCCCGACGGGUUUUUAAUAAAAAAUUAUUAUUGUAGAAUUGUUUCGCAGGCUGACUAGUUUUACAACCUUUCUUCAUUAAUCUUUUCGAAACGGGAACGCAUUUCGAAAUUUCGGUUGACAUUUCAUGAGUUAGCCCACCUACUGUGGUUAUAUCUUUCUUCUGUUAUUGACAAGUGAGGGCAGAGUAUUGCACGAAACCACCGACAAAUUGACUUAAUUGAGCAGCUUAAAGACCACAGAAAGUUGUACAACCCUGAAUCCUGUGUAGUUUUUGCUCCCAAAAAAACCUUCCAGUCUUCAAUGAACGCGACAAAUUUUGUUGUGUACUUCUUCAAGAAGAGCAUAUAGUAGGUGGAAAUCCUUUAAAGCAACGUUUGUCAACUUCUCUCUACCUCCAAUAUAAUUUUAAACACUCCUAAGGUUUCGAAAAGUCUUAUAUCUAAAGGCAUUUUUUACUUCUUCAUGACACCGUAGCUCCGUCGGGCGACUGUGAGGAAUCCAGUUUCCGGCAAGUUGGAGACGGCUCCGUACCGCAUUACUAAAAAGUAAGUAGCACUCACAAGGUUAUCCAACAUCCUUUAUUAACAUAUAAGUCAGAAAAUUUUCUCUACUUGUUAAAACGGUCCCCAGUUGUCUACCGAGGCAGAAUCAAAUGAGAAUAUUGGCUAGAGAGCCCACGUUUCCAGCAGUCAAAUCUCAACGUCAAAGUUAGGGUUAGGUUGCAGGGACAAGGACUCCACUCGCGCUGCAGGUGACCUUGCCGUAUCCUAACUCUAAUCUUAGUCCUAAACCUAGCAUGGGUCAGAUGUGAUCACGUAGUCGCACCUGAGCUAAACAAACCCCAGCCACCUGUAAUACGGAACCGGUGGUAAGGGGGAUUUUACAGGUGGGGCUUGGGAACGCACAGGCGACGAGGUCAAGUGGCUGUAUGCAGAAGAAAAGCUAUUUGGAAAUACGCUGUGGUACUUUGAGUGGUUGAGAAAUAGUUGUCCUAACCCCUAACCAUAAAUCCUAACUCUAACCUCUAACCCCAACCCCUAGCUCUGACCCCUAGCCAUAACCCCUAUGCCCUAACCCAUAGCCGCAGCCCUGAAAUUUGACCUUGAAACAUCCAAUGCGAAAGUUAGGAGGUUACGACAGGCCGAAAGUCAAGAAGGGCCACCGGCAUAGGGCCGAAAACGUAGACACGGCAACAAAUAAACAAGGCCGCCAACAGAACACACACACUGCAACGCACAGCAACACCAUGUCGACGUGAUCACACCAACUCAAAAUAAUUAACUAGGUCAACAGUAUCGUGUCCAUCAAGUGCGGCUACAUAACAUCUUACCAUAACAUGCUUCACACUAGCUCCAGCCCAAGGCCAUCUACACUACGGGGGCCAUACUCCCGGAGACCAUUAAAGGUAAAUUGGGGUCAUCUAAGUGAGGCUAGCAGUUUAGGCAAUAAAAUUUCACGGCGUGCACCAGGACAAACAGCAUAUUGCCGUGAUUCCACAGCUGGCGGGCGUAACUGCGAGAGUUCACCGGGCGGUCUGAGACCAUCUUUCUGCAAAGCGGUCGCCACAGUUGUGCAAGCCCAGGGGAUUCCUGUGCGUUUUUGGCGACUCUAGACCUGGAAGCCUGCAGUUUGUUUUAAAAAAUACUCUCAGAGUUGAUCACUUCAGCAAUGUCUUGUUACCUACAAAUGAGGUAGACCAAAAACGCAUCUACCUGGAUACUUCGUGCCGUAUUAGGAUUUUUGAUGUCAUCGAUGAGAAAUUUGCAAGCUUGGAGUAAAUUCCUUAGGAAAAGCUUUUCAGGUUUGUUCCGAACGUCGAUAUGGACGCUUGAGCUACGGAAAGUGGCGUGCGUAACGCCGUUGACAGAUUUCAAUUGCUGGAAAGACGUUGAACCGGACACAUUCACCAACACCGUGCGAAGUAAGAAGCAGUCGUCCUGAUUGGGAUGCACGCUGUGCAGUCUGCAGUUUGUUCUAAAAAUAUUCUCAGAAUUGAUCACUUCGGCAAUGUCUUGCUAUCUACAAAUAAGGUAGACCAAAAACGCAUCUACCUGGAUACUUCGUGCCGUAUUAGGAUUUUUGAUGUCAUCGAUGAGAAAUUUGCAUGCUUGGAGUAAAUUCCUCAGGAAAAAGCUUUUCAGGUUUGGUUCGAACGUUGAUAUGGACGCUUGAGCUGGAAUGUCUCGACUUCGUUCGGCUACCAACAGGCAGGCAGUCAGCAAUAUGCUAAUACUGAUUGAUUUGCCCUGCCCCAACACGCCUACUGACUUAAAGCCCAAACACGUGUUUCGCUCACUUUUUUCAGCUGUCUGCCGUAUCUUCAGCAGUUACGGUAUAUGUGUUGCCCUCUGAGCGUUUUACAUACGCUUUCUGGUAUAUGAACUAUAGGUCUCACUGUUGAUCAUUUUAGUUUCUAGCAGCUCUGGUGGGGGGGGGGCAAAUGCGUCAAUUUACAAAAUGCCCAUAGGCCAUAUUUCUACGUAGGCAUACUCUUUAAUACAAAAAGCGAAAUAGGGUAAGGGGGCGAUCAUCAAUCAGACUACGGGACAUACUCACCCCGUUUUUGCCUUAAGGCUCAACCUAAGGCCCUCACAGGCUGUUGCACGCCGACUGGUAAUGUAUGCAGAAAGAAAUUACCGACAAAGUCAAGGAGGAUUUGGGUGGUCCUUUCUGGCUUGUUAGCCGUCGUCAGCCAGCCUUAUCCAACCCCAGGUUUGGGGCCACAUGAGGUUCGAACCAACGUUCUUCUGGUUAUUAAGCGUUCAUAAAUCCAACAUCCUAACCAAUGAGCCUGUUGCGGCACAGCCGUGAGAAUGGGUGUAGUCUUAGCGCUACCAUAAAUAGGGCAAAUCCAAUGUUGGAAGGAGAAGACGGAAGACACCAGAAUGAGGGUUUUAUUGUGCACAGCACCCGGAGUUGUCCUCUCAGGCGGUAGUGGCCACUGGCGAAGCCAGGGCUGGUGUUGACUGUGUUCAGUCAUGCCUGAGAGCCCUUGAGAUAGUGGUGGCGGCCGCUUUUGUAGGCUCGUGGGCCAAGCUCAAGCGGUGUCCAGUCAGUGUGUGUGUUGCAUUUGCCGAGGGGCGGUAUCCCAGUGGCUCAGGUUGCGGUUGCAGGGGGUGGAGUGCGUUCAAGUGGCCGCAUGGGCAGCUGCGGCGGCUGUUCGGACGCAGGUAUGCCCGAGCUGUCGGCUGUGUGGCUUCAGGUCAGCGUGUCUGGAACGGCUCACUGCAAAAGGGUGGAUUAUCUGGAGGCAGCGAGGUCUUGAACAAUGACGCCAGACCGGUCAUGAUGGCUGCCCGUUACAAAUCAAUGAGCUCCUUAUCUUGUCGCCCGCGAUCGACAGUAUUAACUUGAUCGAGCUCCCAUGCACGCCGAAACAGGUAUAUCCAGUAAGCCAAUCGGUGAAGGUCCUUCCAGCAUAGUUUAUGCACCCGAUCACAAUCUACGAGACGAAUUCAUGAAUCAUUGGUUAGAGUGUUGAACUUUAUAACCGGGGCUCGAGCCUCAGGAGUAACCAAGCCAGGGGUUGGGUUAUACGAAGGCGUAGGCAUGGAAUAUACAGUGGGAAGGCUAACUCAUGAAAUGUCGGCCGAAAUUUCGAAGUGCGUUUCUGUUUCGAAAAGAUCAAUUAAGUAGGGUUGUAAGAAUAAUCAUAGUCCAGCAUAAUUCUAUAAUGUUUCAGUUACCUCAGGGUGCCUCCUUUCGAAAGAACUUAUUUCCGACUGCAUGCAUGAUCUAUAUUCUGCAAAAAAUGACUACUUAGGUAGCAUGCAAUUUUCUCAUUGAUUUUCGAUGCCCUUAAAAGUUAAGUUAUAUUCCGUGAAUAAUACUUAAAAUAUUCGUUCAUUUGUUCAUUUGGUAGAAAAUUACGUCUUUUUUUCAAUUUUAUACUCGAAGGAGGAGUAUAAUUCGGUUUCAAAAAAGUUUCUAAUUGUGAGAUUUUUUAAUACCGUGAAAUUGCCGUUCAUAAAACGUCAUGUAUCUGCAUUUACCAAUGUGGCUUGUAAAGUUAACAAUAUGACUUAGAGUCACUGCUAACUUUUAUGACCUCCAUGUGGUCUCCUCUUAACACCGUAGAGAAAUGCCUGAUUUUCCGUACACGGAAAAUAUACGACUUGUAGUUUAGAAACCCCGAGUGCAAGUAUAACAGCAGGUCUGGUUUAGAAUUAGUUGGAAAUUGGAAGAGUUUUUUUAAAAUCGAAUCAUACUCUUCCCUCGAGUAUAAAAUUGGAAGAAGACGUGAUUUGCUACCGAACGAGUGAAAAAAAAAUGAUUAUUUUAUGCAUGUUUUCCAUGAAGUAUAAUUGGACAUUUCGGGGCAUUGAAAAUCAAUGGGAAAAUUGCAUGCUACUUAAGUGGUCAGCAUGUGAUUUCUCUUCAGCAGCUUGUCCAUCCUGGAAAUGGCAACAAACUCGAUAGAAUAUGCAAACACACAAAACUUAGACAGUAUAAAAAAUGCAAUUAAUAUAAAGUAACGCUGGGUCGGUUGACCAUCGGGAUUUGGAUCGGCCACCCUCAACUUCUGACCCUCGAUGACCAGCUCUUCGGCCUGGUAUCCUUAAAAGUAAAAAGAAGACCUGUAAGCCUGUUAUGUCCUUCGGCCUUUCAGAUGGUUAUGAAUUUCUUGACAUAAAAGUCAUAUUCGCAAAUCUGAGAGGAGUUAACCGUUCGGCAAUUUCAAAAGCUGGACUAAAAUGGCUAUUUUCAGUUCAGUCGCUGCUGUCAUCGACUGCAAUCUACACAGACCCGGUGGCCGUGAUGUCGCCUCUUAUUUAGUAACCUCGAGGGAGAAAGAUGUCGAACCCCACGUUGCCUAGACUGCAUACCAAUUCAUUAUUGAUUCGAUUAAUUACUCCGGCUAGAAUCGUCUUGUAACAGGCUCUGAAAAGCCCAAACCCUAGUCCUGAUCUUUAUUGCCAAGGGAGCGCCUUAAUUCUUCCUUGUAUGAAAGGCAGACCUAACCUUGACCUUUAUUCUUCCCUUCAGCAAGCACCUAACCACGACACUCCAUGUAAACAUAUCACAACACGUACUUCAAAAGCUUGGCAAGAGUUUAUUUUGCCGCAAAAAAAAUCAGGAGAAAUGAGGCUUCACUGACUAGACCUACACCCAGCCCAGAGUAGGGCACAGCCCCAACACUAUUUUUAAAUCCCUGUAUCAUAAAAAACGAGGUAAAAAAGAGCAAGACACACUUUAUAAGCGAUCGUUGUAGGCGGUUCUUCCGAGUAUAUUGUUGUUUAGAUGACUAACUGACGGCCGUUUAAUAAAACCGUUCUGUUUUCGGUCCCAUCUACUCGAGUGUAAAGCAAGUUUUGCCUGCCAUUUAGUCAAAUUACUUCCUGCACUCCAAACCACAAAACUGUUACAUCUUUUCAGCGUAUGGCUCCCCAACGACCUCACACCCAUAAUCAAGUCCAUUAAUAAGAGGAUCGAAUUUGCAACUGGACUGAGUAUGGAAGAGAGCGAGGAGUUGCAGGUCGCCAAUUACGGUCUCGGGGGCCACUACGCUCCCCACUUCGAUCAUGCACGCGUAAGUGGCUGACUUUUGCGCUUUCAGAGAAUAAAAGCACAAGGACUGUGCUUGUGCUUUUCUCUCCUUCAGUCCUGCUUUCUUGAGAGGCUGCAGGUGCCCGACGCGGGUUAAAUCACCGAGAUUUCCCAAUAGCCAUAGUACUAGCUGCUUCCCAAAGCAACAUUUAUUCCCCCCCCCACCCCCUCCGCGGUGAUCAAGGUAUUCACCCACAGAACGGCUGGCAAAAUGCAGAUACGAGAUAGACGCGGGGUAAGAUGUGGUUAUGGAUUCCCACCUGAUGGACAAAAUACUGCUAAUAGAAGCGAAAAGACUAGUCCCAGGAAGUAGUCUUGAAUAAGGAGACACGAUCGCUGGGACAAGAGCUUUAUUAACCUGACGUUUCGGAUUCCUGCUCGAAUCCAUCAUCAGAGACAACAGUAGAUAUGGGUAAUUCACGCACAAGGGGCUGCAGUAUUUAUAGGAUGCAGUCGCCAUGCUACCGCCUUAAUGGAGCCCCUUGAGCGUGGAUCACCCAUAUCUACUGUUGUCUCUGAUGAUGGAUUCGUGCAGGACUCCGAAACGUCAGGCUAAUAAAGCUCUUCUCCCAGCGAUCGUGUCUCCUUCUUCAGGGACAUAAUACUGUCGGGGUUGGGGUUAGGGGUUAGGGCAACUGUUUUCCAACCAUUCAGUUGCGAGAUGCAAGCGGUUAGAUGAACGGCAUGUUUUAGGGAGAGGAGUGUGUUUGCAGUCCGGCGCGUUAAGCAACGAGUUCGAUUGCCUAUUUUCGGAGACAGGAGCGUUCUGUGAACAGUGUGCUUUCUAAAACGACCAGAUCGUUCGUCCCACUUUGUGCAUCGCGCGUGGAUAGCCAAUACCGGCUGCGGAUGAGUCAUUUUCCCUGUUCGUGUCUGUCGUGUUCACGCUGUCCAUGCGGCGAUAUCUGGCGACCAGAAACACUGGACCACAGAUGCGCCUCUCUCGGCGAGGCGUAAUUGGUUGAGUUUUCUGGAUUGAUUGGCCUUGACGGUUCAGGUCUCCGCCCGUAUAGUAGCGUUGUCAGGACUAGCGCCCCGUAUAUUUUGAGCUUCCCGUUGUGCCGAAGUCGAUGACGGUUCCAGAAGAUGGCCUGCAACCGGCCAAAGGUCCAGCUGGUUUUGGAGAUAUGAUGGACCACUUUGGAGUCGGUUUUGAUGCUGCUUAGGAGUGUACUACAUAGAUGGGCUAAGUCAUCCACGGUGAUAGAGGGGUGCUCACCGAUCGUCCUUUCGGAACUCACUCGUUCCGUUGUGCCUUACGGGCUCUCUCUCUCUCGAGCCCAACCAGCAGCCGCAUGGCGGCGCAUGAUAUGUCAUUACCGACAAAGACAGGGAAGACUGGAGUGGCCAUUUCUGGUUUAUUAGCCGUCGUCAGCCAGUCAUACCCCUGGCUCAGUGGUUAGAAGCGUUGAAAUUCUAAAUAACAGGUCGCGAGUUCGAGCUUCAGGCAUUCCACACCUGGGGGUUGGGUAUGACCGGCUGUCGACGGCUAAUAAGCCAGGGGUGGCCCUCCCAGUCUCCCUUGUCUUUGUAGGCAAUAACAUUGUCCUAAAUUUUUGACUUGGGUGCAGUUGACAGUGAUUUGAGUGGCGUUGUAUUCAGUGUUGGGUGAUGGCUGAUGCAUGAGUACCGUUUGUUUAUGCUGAUGGUCAGCUUGAAGCUUGCGUAUCCGGAGGCGAAGAGGUCUAUGCUUCUUUGAAUGGCUGCACCGGAUGCGACAUUGCUGAUAAGGGCGAACAGACGAGUUCCAGGAAGCAGUACAGAAGAUGAGCAUGCGAUCACUGGAACGAGAAAAUUAUUGGUCUGAAUUUUCGGAUUCUCAUUCGAACCCAUCGUCAGAGACUGUCGCAGAUGAGAGGUUGUGACAUUGAUUGCGCAUUCGUCAACGAAGAGUAGCUGAUGUGGUUGUUAGGUCCGCGUAGACUCUUGCACUCGUCGGGUAUUAAGAAGCUGAUGUCCAAUCCGGUAGGCGAUGCUGAUCUUAGGGCCUCAUCACGAUGAACGCCCAUCGAAAAGAAGUAUCAAACCGAGUGUGGGGACAGAUACUGCAAAUGCUUCAAAGACGGCUCCAUUUUCCGCGACGCACGCCAUCAUCCCGGUUAUGGAUCUGACGCACCAUGUGCGUAAGUUGCUCGGGACAUCUAAUUUCCUGCGGGAUUUUCAGGAGCCCAUCACGACUAACUGCGUCCAAGACUUUCGUCAGGUCCACGAAAUUACUAUAGAGGUUGGUAACCGUUUCCUGACACUUCUCUUGCAGUAGCCGGAUCGCAGAGAUCAUGUAGGUUGUUCCGCGGUGUCCUCGGAAGCCAUACUGGCCUCCUGAGAGAAGUCCGUGGUCCAGAUGCCCGUUGAGACGAUUGAGAAGGAUGCAAACGGAGAUUUUUCCGGCGAUUUUUAGCAGCCGCAUUCCUCUGUGGCUGUCACAGAGUUGUUGGUUACUUGACCGCUUGUAUAGAUGGGCGAAAUUCUGAAAAUUCUGAAAUUCUGGGAACUUUUCAUUGGCGCCACAUCAUCUGGGGCAUAAUUGUAAAUUUUUCAUCACCCGGGAGCCGCCAUGCAAUUAGAAUUCAACGGGGACCACGUCGGAGCCCGGUACUCACUCGUCAGACAGCUAGUGCACGACUCUACGUGUUUAUGGAAAGGGAGGCGAGGGGUCCAGGUCGUUGUUCGUCUCCACUUAGGGGAACCGGGCAGGGGCGGCGUCAGAGACUGUGGAUGAUCGCUUGAGGACGGUUCUGGAGUGCGCCGCCCAGCGCUUCAAAAUCUGCGAUUUUUCUGUAAGGAGUGUUGAUUAAAGCAACGCAGGGUCCUCUUGAUGUGAGGCAGGAGAAAUGCCUAAAUUUUGACGGAACCAAGUUGGGACCGCCGCGAACUGAAAUCAGUAAGGACGUGACGGGUGUGAAUCAAUGAGACGGGUAUGUCGCCGACCUGCAGCAAUAGUUCUCCGUAGAACCCGAUGAUGAUUAUGAAUGCGGGCAUUUCGAGGGAGCAUUUAUGAAUUUCGAAUGAAGUGAAUCAUGGUUGGGGCGACUUACUGGCUCCAUCCUCCCUUCCCGCACCCCUCUUGAUCAUCUGAUAAGACUGUGUCACGACAAUUAAAGCGGCCGAUCCCUUAUAAGCCCUCCGACAUGGCUAGCCUCUCGUCCACAACGUAACCACGUUUCACCGAAAUUCACUGGUAGCAGGGAGGCACAUCAGCCGCCCUCAUGUGACUUCGUCCGCCUCUGUAAGUGACAACCAGUUUCCCACGAAAGUGCCCAUAAAUAUACUAAAGAGACAACCUUACUGACAUGUGUAUUUCUGACCAGACCGAUACAACCGUAUGGGGAAAUGCCACUCGGGUCUGUAGCUGGCACUCGAUUCGCUAAUUGCGUAUGUACUGCCUCAGAUCUCAGCUGGGCGCCAUAGUUACACGAUUGAAGCGCAUGGCACUAGCGUGUGAUGAAAAAUAACCGCAAGUAAACUAGACCCCACGUCUCGGCGUGUGCAGGACACCAACCCAGAGGUAAACUAAAGCAAGAAGUCUUCUAUUCUAUUCCAUUAGCGCCUAACGCAUUGAGGAGAAAUCUCACCAAGGCGACCAGACCGAAGGCGGAUGGGAGAGUAGCGGCCUGAAAUUUCUGAUAGGAAGUACGGCCACGCAUCUUCUGUGACCUGCUGCACAGUUCGCGUUGCUGAGGGAGAGAGUGUAGGAGAGGGAAAAGAGUUUUUACAGCUGCCGGAGAAGAUUGACACAUCGUAAGGCACAUGCACUAGGGAGGGGGUCCUCGCAGUAUAGGGGAAAACACAACUGCAACCCCUCUAAUAUGGGAAUUUCCGCGAACAGAACAGCAGGAUGUUAGAAAAGCCAGAACCGCGAGGUCAAAAACCAAACGAAAAUCAGAAUGCAGAGGAGGAAACCGGACAAUUAACAGUAUGAUGGAAAGAACUGACGGUAAUUGGAUUUAUUAAAUGGAGGCGGGAACAGAACUUGCCUCAUCAACUUUUCUUCAAUGCUUUAUGCUUCUGUUCUUGCCUCCACAGUUGGAUCUGAUAGCCCUCGAAGUUCUUUUUUCAAAACAGUCGCCGCUCACAGCAGUGAUCGUUGUCCUUCUACUGUACUUCUAAUUAUAUCACGGGUUUUUUAGCUGAUGCCCUUUUGACAUUUCGACCCAGAAAUAUUGACUAGGGUUGUAUUUUCACCAAAGAAUAGCCCUAUAAAAGGUCGUGUAUGAAAGCCACUUUCACCUUUUCCAUCUGACAAUACUUGCACAAGUUAUCAAGAUUAUUCCUACUUUCCUUUAACAGAGAAGAGAACUGGAUGCCUAUGAAAGGAAACACGGAAAUCGAAUUGCUACCUUCAUGGUUUACGUAAGUUAGCCACACCUUUCUGUUGAACCGAUGGGACCACAUUUUUGUAAAUUUCACCUUAUUACUGCUGCUCCGCAAACUUCUCUCAAAAGUCUACCACAUCUUUUCUGAACUAUUUUUGGUAGAUUUGGCCUCUGUGAGAAGGCAAAAAAUAUGGUAUGUUAGCCCCUUGGAAAGACCGUAGUUAGCUACAAACCUAACGCCAGCCAUGACCAUGCCUUCAGUGGGAAAUCUCUCAUUCGUAAGCAUUUAAAGAAAAAUUGGACGUGACCGUAACCUUAAGCCAAGCCCUAAAACCCUAGCCCUAGCCUCAGCCUCAAACCCCAAACCGUAGUUCAAGCUUGGCAACCCUAGUCCCCUGAAUAAUCAACCGAGACCGAUUUCAACUGUUCUUUAAACCCUAACUCUGAGUCCAAAAUGGGAAACUUUAAUGUUGAUACAGUAGAUGUGCUAACUCAUGAAAUGUCAACAAUAAAUUUCGAAAUGCGUUCUCGUUUCGAAAAGAUAAAUUAAGUAGUGUUGUCGCAUGCAUUUCUCUACGAUGUUAAGAGGAGACCAUAUGAGGUUCAUAAAAUUAAGCAGUGGAUUUGAGCAAUAUUGUUAACUUUACAAGCCACAUUCGUAAAUGCAGAUACAUGACGUUUCAUGAGCGGCCAUUUAACGGUAUUAAAAAAUCUUACAAUUAGAAACUUUUUUAAAACCGUAUUAUACUCUUCUUUUGAGUAUAAAAUUGGAAGAAGACGUGAUUUUCUACCGGAUAAGUAAAAGAAUGAAUAUUUUAUGCAUGUUUUCCAUGAAAUAUAAUUGAAUUUUUAAGGGCAUCGAAAAUCAAUGAGAAACUUACAUACUACUUAAGUAGUCAUUUUUUGCAAAGUAUAGAUCUUGCAUGCAGUCGAAAAUAAGUUCAUUCAAAAGCCUACACCCUGUGGUAGCUGAAUCAUUAUAGAUUUAUGCUGCAUCAUGAUUAUUUUUACAACACUACUUAAUUUAUCUUUUCGAAACCAGAACGCAUUUCGAAAUUUUGGUUGGCAUUUCAUGAGUUAGCACAUCUACUGUACGCUAUUGGAAGUCAAAAUGCGCUCCUUCAUGCAUAGCCCCUUUCACCACCUACUGCCAGGCAAACCGCUCUGAAGCACACCAACCAUCCGGCGGGGGGGGUUACAUACCCUACCCUUACCAGAGCGAGAUGGUCGUUUUGGACCUAGUCGCCAUCAUCAGUCAGCGGUACUUUAAUACAAGACAGGCAGGUGACAUCUGGAAUGAAGUUUGUCGGCUACUGUCUACUUAAAGUCUCUGAUGUGAGGCCUAAAAUUUGAUUAUGGAAACUCACCACAUAGCAUACCUUUUAGGGAUCCCCUGCCAAUUAUGCAGCCAUAACAGCUCAGCAGCAAUGCCGUGAAAAACAGAGGAAACUGUCUGCUGUCGUCCGACAUCAGUAGACUAACUCCGCGGGGGGGGAGGUAGGGAGGGGCAGGCCAGAGGUUUGGAUCUGGGUCCGGUUGUAAAAACCCCACCAUGAAGGCACUGGCUCUGAUUACGUUUAAUUAUGGCUUCGUUACUAGCAUGCUGCGCAGACUAUCAGCCUUCCUCAGUCAAACAAGCUCCCCCCCCCCCAGUGUGAAAAACUCAUUUUCGACAAGAAACUAAGUCAGUUAAAAUGCAUGGAGGGGAGAGGGGAAUCACUUUGGCGUGGAGACUUGAUUUAGGCUAAUGCGAGGCUCUUCAGUCUUUGGAAAGUUUAACUGACCCAGACAACCACAAACACACGCACACUCCUCCGAUGCCAGCAGCCACUGAUUCUCCGGUCCCCGACUGCAGGCUCGAUGUUUGAACACAAGUCAGCUAAUAGUCGAACAACACCCUCCAACCGCUGCACCACGAGCCCUCCUCAUGUCGGCUGGGAUUGGGAACAGUCAGUUCUCGUGGAGAUGGGGUGCAUCAGUCCGCUGGCUGACGUUCAAACCUCGGGCUUGCAGUAUGGGACUUGGCACACCACUGGCAGAUGUCGUCAAAUAGGCCGCUGUCUCGGUAAACACUUCUCAUAUACGAAGAAAAGUCGGCAGACGCAUGUUUUCGAUUAUUAGUCACCAUGCCUGCCCGGCAAGGCAUGGCAGAGCAGCGAAACUUGAAAAACAGACAGUGAACGGGAAUUGUGGGGAGAGGGUUGAGGACGUCCAGACAUGUCAUCUGCCCCGUAGCCGCUGUCCACCAAGUGAGCCACAUCUGCGCUGGAGAUGAACUUUUCCAUGCCUCGAUUAAGUCGAGUAAAAUAGUGCACUUGCAUCCGCCUGGAUGGGCGCCUAUCUGUUCGAACACUAUAACCUGCUCAACAGAAGUAAAUGAGAACGUAGAUGAAAAGGCAGCCUGUCCUUACCUUCAAGACGAAGAAGCGGAGUGCUCGAGAAAACGAGUCUUGACCUGUUGGCCGGGGUACGUGCGCACGACAGUAGAGUUUAAGCGACGUUGUAGAAGUUCGCCGGUCGGGUCCCCUCGAAACGUCAGUAUGAGAAAUGUUACUGUCUAUUCAACCCUCGGCACAAAGGGUUUUAGCGGGACUAAUUUUCCUGCGCACUUCGCUUCUUUGUCGCAAAGGUAACGAUAGACGGAAAGAUCUCAUAUCGUAGUCGCACCUGUUAGGGGUUAGGGCUAGGAGUUGGGGUUAGGGGUUAAGGGUUAGGGGUUGUGGUAAGGGGUUAGGGGUUAAGGCUAGAGGUUGGGGUUAGGGUUAGGGGUCAGUCUGGAGCUUGCUUACUACAGGUACGACUACGAAAUGAGAUCCAACCGGAUGAACUGAUCCUUUAGAUUCUUUUUCAAGUUAAUCAGACAAUUCAAAGUUCACCGAGAACUUGAGAGGAUAGCAAUAUUCAACGUUUCGCAGAAAAGAGAUUCGCCAUGGUUUCGCGGCAGGGGCCAGACAGUGAUUUGUGUUCGGACUGUGCUGAAGCAAGUUUCCUGGUCUAACAGUACGCCACAUACUACCAAGCCUGAAGAUUUUGUUUUUUAGCUCAGUUCAGUUUAUUGAGGGAAAUAGGCGUAAGCCUUUGAGUACCCUGUUUGCAACGCAAAAAAAUGUGUGGUAUACAGGAAAAUGUUCUGGGCUGAAAUAGUUCAAACAAGCUCAUAAUGGUAGGUCACAGGGGGUGGGCUCUGAUUCUCAUCGCUCUUGGUCAUUUCGGAACAUAAAUAUGUCAAGGUUCUUUUUAAAACUUUGUAUAGAUGGUGACAUCACAACAUCUGCUGAAGACCAUUUCAUGGUUUGACCACUUGAACAGAGAAGGAGAACUUCCGCACAUCCAGCCUUGCCUGCUGAGUACGCAGUUUUAACGGGUGACCUCGGAGAUUGGUCGUGGUAACAAAUUCAAAAAAGUCCUCGAAGACCAGGCUGCAAUCCUGCCCCUUUACAAUGCGGAAUGCUUGCAAGAGAUCCCCCCGAAGUUGUCUGUAACUCAAAGGGAGGAGGUUCAGAUUUAUUAAGCGGGUUGCAUAAGGAAAGGAGCUUUGACCCCUAGCCAUCUUCGUGGCUUUCCUUUCGAGGCAGUUUUGAUCCACAACCGCCCACGGUCUCCAGGCUUGUAUGUCGUACUCCAAAUGCGGUCGGACGAAUGUUCCGAAAGUUUUUGAGAAAACAUCUUCGUCAAAAUCCAUAAGCGCACGCUUGAUGUACGCAGUAGGCUGUUACUUCAGUGAGGUCAAUACUAUCACAACUCUAGACCCUUAGCCCGACUAUUUCAACUCCGCAGUAGUCAACAAGCCCCCGCAUUAAAUAAGAAGGCAUUGCACCUUUUCAGCCCAUCUUGCUAGAAUCUCUUCUUCUCCACUUUCAGUUGACGAACGUCCAAGCCGGUGGAGCCACAGUUUUCACACGGACUGGAGCCCGAGUUCAGCCAGUGGAGCGGGCCGCCGUCUUCUGGUACAACCUCCUUCGCAGUGGUGAUGGUGACGUCCGCUCCCGGCACGCAGCCUGUCCUGUGCUGGCCGGCAGCAAGUGGGUCAUGAACAAGUGGAUCCGGGAGCGCGGACAGGAAUUCCUGCGUCCCUGUCUACCCUAUCGUGACGUGUCCGACCCCACCGAUGUCGACUUGUAG
This is a messenger RNA of Spirometra erinaceieuropaei, 34269 nucleotides long. NCBI's taxonomy places the organism in Eukaryota, Metazoa, Platyhelminthes, Cestoda, Diphyllobothriidea, Diphyllobothriidae. The record is from the annotation of a GenBank genome assembly.